This is a messenger RNA of Camelus dromedarius (Arabian camel), 6771 nucleotides long. RefSeq names its product family with sequence similarity 168 member A (gene FAM168A). Lineage: Eukaryota; Metazoa; Chordata; Mammalia; Artiodactyla; Camelidae. The record is from RefSeq and is a predicted model, not a curated record. Bases 484 to 1218 code for a protein of 244 amino acids. Gene Ontology annotation, biological process: positive regulation of base-excision repair. The transcript is spliced from 10 exons.
GGCACGCUUAAGCUGUGGAACGUGUCGCGGCGCCGCGCCGGCUCCUCCUUCCCCGCUGUUUUCAGCGGCCCCCCGCCCCUUCCCUCAGCCUCCUCCUCCCUCGCCCGCAGCCCAGCGUCCCAUCCCCCCACCCGUCGGGCUCGUCGGCGGCUACUGCAGAGGAUUCGGAGCCGACUCGCUGAGGAGGAGGAGGCUCCUGGUGCCUGCGCGCCAUCCGCCACCUCACUGGACACGGGCGAGGGAGCGAGAGUGUCGCCUCUGUAGCCUCCAGAGAAGACAAGGGCAUCGUCGCCUCAGCCGCCGCCGCCGCCUCCGUUUUCGCCUGCAGCGGCUUGCCGAACUCUCUUCACCUUGCAAGACUGAAACUCUAUACACAUUGAACAACUCCGUAUUGCCCCCUACCCCAACCCCUGGCAACCACCAUUCUGCUUUCUGUGUGAUUUUGACUACUCUGAAGUACCUCAUGAUUCUCAGUCUUCCACAAUGAACCCUGUUUAUAGCCCCGUGCAGCCUGGGGCUCCUUAUGGCAACCCUAAGAACAUGGCCUACACAGGUUACCCCACAGCCUAUCCAGCAGCCGCCCCUGCCUACAAUCCCAGCCUGUACCCCACCAAUAGCCCAAGUUAUGCUCCAGAGUUUCAGUUCCUGCAUUCAGCUUAUGCAACUCUGCUGAUGAAACAGGCCUGGCCACAGAACUCGUCUUCCUGUGGCACUGAAGGCACCUUCCACCUCCCAGUGGACACCGGGACCGAGAACCGAACUUACCAAGCAUCCUCUGCGGCUUUCAGGUAUACUGCGGGGACACCAUACAAGGUCCCACCGACCCAGAGUAAUACUGCUCCACCCCCCUACUCCCCAUCACCCAACCCCUAUCAGACGGCCAUGUAUCCAAUCAGAAGUGCCUACCCCCAGCAGAAUCUGUAUGCCCAGGGAGCCUACUACACACAGCCGGUGUAUGCUGCCCAGCCCCAUGUCAUCCACCACACCACGGUUGUCCAGCCCAACAGCAUUCCCUCUGCCAUCUACCCGGCGCCUGUCGCUGCCCCGAGGACCAACGGCGUGGCCAUGGGCAUGGUGGCUGGCACCACCAUGGCAAUGUCAGCAGGUACCCUGCUGACUGCACCCCAGCACACUGCGAUUGGGGCACACCCUGUCUCCAUGCCAACAUACAGGGCCCAAGGGACCCCUGCGUACAGCUAUGUGCCCCCGCACUGGUAAAGCCUGCAGCCCAUCCAAAUCUGGAGUCACACAUUGUAUGCAACUACUCAAGUCUUACACAGGUGCUGGAGCAGCUUCCUAGCAGCACCGCCUCUAUUUGCAAGAAGAGACAACGGAAGUGCAAGGGUCACUUUAUGCAUCUUUAAUGAUUUUGGUUUUUAUUUUUGGUUUUUGUAAAAGCUGCUUUUUCUAAUCUCCUGCCUCUCCCCACUGUCCCCUUCUUAGGCACUGCCCUUCCAACUCUACCCGCUCCUCCUACCUGACCAGGCACAUCCUCUCUGCUCUUCUUUCCUUCCCAAGAAUCCAGUCCCUGGGGAGCCUAGUCCAGCAGCAGGCAGAGAGUGGGGUCUGUUGCAAUGGUUUAGCUAAAGGCAUGAUUUCCUUUGAAGAGCAUAACAGAUGUGGCCCUCGGGUCUAGGGUAGGAACUCAGAGCUGUUGAGCAGGCCACAUCUCUAGGGGAUUGAUUCUUUUUUGAUUUGUCUCAAGCAGGAUUAGGUUAAGACAUUACCAUGUCCUGACACGAAUGAAAUGUCUUCUGAGAAUCAUCGCAACAGACCAAGAACAAAACAACCUGAUUAGGUAGGAGUGUUCAUAGCAGCUUAGUAAUACCCUGGAUGAGAAUCUGAGAAAACCAGAUUCUUCCUUUGGGAGAACUUGGGGGAGGGAGGGCAUUGUGGGAAAGAAGAGGGAAGAGAGGAGAGAGGUGCUUGCCUGCUGGGUUUGGUUUGUAAGGUCUCUGGCCAGUUAUCUGGGCCUGGACCCUCUGAUUUGCACAGUGAUGUUAACUGACCUGGCACUUCCUCAGAUUUUGACCUCAGAUCUGCCAAGCAGCUACAGGAUGGUGGGAUCCCAGCCUCCCAAAGCCUUGGAAGGCCGGGUGCCCUGUGUAAUCCAGACCUUGGCCUCUGAGCCCUCAAAGAUCCACUCUGAUGAGGAGCUUCCUCUUGAUUAGAGAGGAAACCUAUGGCAUUUCUCUCCCUUCCCUUUGCCCUUCCCAGUGCCAGGGUUCAUCCGACUGUCCGUGGCGCUGGCAGACAGGCCAAGCUCUUGGUUACCUUGUGCCAUUCAUGGCCAAAGUGAAGAAACCACAUUCCAGGUGGGUGCUGGUGGCUCUGAAGGUCAGGAUAGUGAAGGAAAAGCAAUAGCAAUAAACAUUUCAUAGACUCAUGGAGCUGAAGGGACCUUAGCAGUCAUCUCAUCCAUUCCCCUAUUUGACAGAUGAGGAAGCUGAGGCCCAGAGAAAAGGAAAAGCUUUCCCUAGACCUCGCAGUGAAUUAGCAUUAAAUGCAGCCUUCCUGCCUAGGGGCGUGUUGCAAAUUUACCUAGGAAUGGCUUGGCUUGGUUUUGUAAAAAUGAAGUCAACACUGCCCACACCUGGUGAGCUCUGGAACAGUCUCUGGGCUUUUGUUUCUGCUCUUUUCCUCUACGGAUUCCAGAGGCGGCAGGGGUUGAAGACUGGGCAGAGGUCACUUGGGGGAAGAUGGCAGGAACAGAAAUUGCAAAUGAAGAAAUAGCAUUUGGAAGUUCAGUGAAGACGUCUGUAACUUUUGACCAGACUCCAGCCCUAGGAGAAGGAACAGGUGGGCUGGCUGAAAAAGGAGUCCAUUUUUAAGAGAGUAGCCCCUCAUCCUGAGAGGAGAGGAGGAAGAGACAUGGGCUCUCCUGGAAAAGAGGGACCACUGGGUCAGGAGGCCCCACUAGUCUCAGCCAGGAGCCCCAUUGUCUAGCACUGCCCCCUUGUACCCAGCACUUGGCUGGACCAGCAGCUCCUUUGGAGGUGGGGGGAGAGGAACAUUUUACUGUACAAAAUGGGAUCAUUGAUAACAUAUAGAACUUUUAAGUAUCUUUUUAUUUUAAAUUCAUGCAUAUUUGGACGUAUCCCUACCCCUACCUCCCAUGUCUUCCCUUUUAAAGGAGGAAAAAAAAAAAUCAGGAAAAUCCUUGUGCCAGAAGGACCUCAGAGGCUGUCUGGCUGUUCCCAGAAGGACAAAGCCCAGCAACAUUCUUGGCCCAGAGCUAGGAUUUGGGGGCCCACCUUCUUGGUCUUCCAGGGAACUGCAGGAGAAGCCCACCUGUUCUAAAUGGUCUAUUCUGGGGGUGCUGGAGAGGUUUUAUUUUAAAAUAAUAGAAAGUUUCCAGUGUUAACCCAUUUUUUUUUUUUUUUUUUUUGCAAAUACCUCCUCCUGCUCUCUGGUUUUAUAAGGGUGAUGAAGGUUGUUUUAGACUUUGUCAUACAUGUUUGGAAAAUGCCAAAAAGUAAUAAUAAUUAUUAUUAUAAUAAUAGGAAACCUUUGUGUUUGACAGGUGCUUCAUAGACUUCAGAGCACUUCACAGCCUUUACUGACCCUGAGAGAAAGACAGGGUCACAGUUAUUACACCCAUUUGAUAAAUGAGGAAACUGGUUCUAGAAGAGAAGGGAACUUGCCCAAAGUGAGCAGAAUGCUGGUAUCCCUGAAUCCUGCUGCCUCCAGGUGGGCUGGGGUAGAACCACAGAGAGGAGGGGAAAGAAGGAGUUUAGGAAUGACCUUGUUACUUUUGUUCAUUCUAUACCAAUAAGUAAAAACUAACAUCUAGUACCUCAAGUUCACAAGGCAAUUUCAUAUCCAUCAUCUGGUUUAACCCUGUGAAAUAGAUUAUUCUCCCAUUUGAUCUAUGAGGAAACUGGGGCUUGGAAAAGCAAAGCAACCUAUUCAUAAGUGACAGCCAUUUGAAUCCCAGUCUGCUCACUUUUCACUCAUCUGACUCCACACACUGGCUUGCGGACUGAAACAUCUAUGCUCUGCACGCUCUCUUAGUCCUAGUGUGUAAUUCAAGAUCAAAGACAGACCCCAAGGCAAAAACAGGCGUGGAAAGGCUGUGGUCUGAGAGAGUCCAGGCCCAGCAUCCCCUUUGCAGUCUGAGCACCAGAGCCCCAGUUCAGCUUGUCCCACCCUCUUGCUUUGACAGAGAUCCACAAGCCUGGCCAAGCUUGGGGAGUCAUUGCAGAGGGACUGAGUCCAGGAGAACAGGGGCAGUAGUGUGCUUCUGGUAGGAUGAGUACACCUGGUAGGAUCACAGGCGUCUGUCAGAACAUACCAUAAGUAUCAUCCAAAGAUACUGGAUGACCCAAAGGUUAAGCUGGACAGAAAGUCAGAGCUGGAAGGGGCCCUGUCAUUGUAGGAAGGCCAGCAAGCCAGAGAGGACAAAAGGGUGUACUCACAUGACAGCAAGCUGCAGCGCAGCACCAGCAAACUUCUCUCCACCCUACUCUACUGCUUCUCCCCAGUACAAGCCUGGUGGCCAGGGUUAGGGCUGCAGGUGGUUCCAGUCACCAGCCAAUCCUCUUGGCUUCCCCCACUUCCACCAGCUCCCUUUCCUCAUUAGCCUGGGGCCUAGGAAGCUGGAGUCUGGAAGCUGGAGUGCCCCCAAGUGGUGAGAGCCUGAAGUUUAAUCUUUCUGCCAUGUUUUGAAAAUUUUAAUUUCUUCCCCAGGAGACAGGACAGUUGCUGCUGCUUCUCUCUCUCCUGGCAAUGACCCUAAAAAGUCCAUAUCCUCCUCCCUGUAUAUUGAAAAAGGACACUUAGACCUGUCCAGAAUUUUUUGUCUGUAUACAAAGAAUGACGUUGAUUGCCAAAAUCCCCAUUUUAUAGAUGGAAAAAAACUGAGCCUCAGAAGGCUUAAGAGACUUGCCAAAGGUCACACAGCUCAUAAGAGAAAGAGCCAAGAUUUGAAUUCUUCAAAUUCUCUGCUCUUCCUGCUGGCACAUGCUAGGUCUGAGUGGCAGGCAUGCAGAGGGGAUGGGCUACCCAUCUGCCCCCAGAGGAAGACUCCAUGGAGACCUGGGAAACUCAAUCCUCCCAGCUGAGCUGAUUUUUGUGAGCAUCCAUGGGAACCCAGAGGCAUAUCCAGCUGAUAGCACCCAGAGGAUGAAAAUUUGCAACAAAAGACCUAACUUGAUCAAAACACUUUGAGGUCCUGAUGCCCAGGACUGAAGACAUGGUGAAGGGCAGCCCCAGGCACCUGUCCAUUAAAAGACCCAUGACCCUGGGAGGUUUGUGUACCCUUUGCUUAUGUACCCUUGGAGAGCUUGCUUCUUCAGAGGGGCUUGCUUUGUUCUGAGUAGCCUUCAGAAGUUAAUCACAUGAAACAUGAAAGUAGGCAGACUCUUUGGUCACUAAGUUCUGGUAUUCUCAUUGUGCAGAUAGGAGCCAGUCAGAGUCCCAGCAAGGCACUGGCUGAGUCAGGCCUGGUGCCCUGCAUAUCAGAUUCCUCAGCUCUACUCUGUGGCCAGAGAGGGAGGGCCUAGAGGCAUGGGUCUUGGUGUGGUCUUGGUCACAGCACUAUGGCUGGGUUAGUCAUUUAGAUGUCAUCAUGGCAUCUCUCCUCAGUUGAAGUUGAGAGAAAGUUUGUGGAUGCUCUGCUUUUCCAUCUUGUAUUCCACGACAUCGCUAUAAGGUAUGCGGUCCUCAGCUGCUUGCCAAGCUUGGGAACCUGGAGGGAGCAGGUUGGGCAGGGGAGUGGGCAGGUAGGGAGCAGGCUCCAUGCCAGUGUACAGCCCCAGGGGAAUCCAGGCCCAGUCCACCUCCAAAAGCAGAAUCACAGCAGAGGAAACCCAGCCAAGCUAACAUCAGAUUCCACAUCUGAGCUUCUGAGAGCUCAGCCUCCUUGGAUGUGCCAGGUUGGCUACAGGAUUUGUCCUUUACCUGUCCAUGUUUCCUUCUCCUAAAGAACUUGUUUCUGAAAUUAGGCAUUACAUGGUUCCAGGGCCCAGCCUUCAAAAUUUCUGGCAGGCCAGCUUCAACAUUCCAUAACCAACCUCACCUGAGUCAGACUUGGGUCCCACUCCCUCAGUUUUUCCAAUGGGUAUUUUCUGUCUUGCAUGCUGUUGAGUCCAGCCCAGUGGCCAAGUGAGGAACACAGGAGUUGGGACUGCCACAGAGCCGGAAAGGGAGACUAGAGUGCUUGCUUCCCUGUGGCUGCAUCUAUAGUCCCUGGGUGUCCUUGCCGUGGCAGUGAGGCCUUGUACCCAGUCCAGCUCCUGGUAGAAGGGGUAUUUUCCAUUCUGAAGAGAACAGACAUAACAGCUUUGCAGCCCAUAGGAGUUAAAUGGGUGAAACCAUCUCUGGGCCUCACCCCAGCAAGACCAGCAUCUCCAGUCUCCAGCCUUCCUCCUCAUGCCUGAGAGUCACGGAAAGAGUGGGACUACCCAGAGACCACCUUCUUGGGUCAGCCAGAUUAUCUGGAUCUGUGGUGGGAUUCCAGCUCUUCUUACUCAAGGGGAGGUAAGGCCAGGCCUCUAGCAACGUGGAAUUGUUUGUAAUGACCUAUAAAGGCCCAAGUCCCCGUCUCCUGACUAAAAGGCAUCUGCAUCCCUGUUUCAUAUCACACGACAAAGAAACUUGUUCUUGUAGCAUGUACCAUCCCUAUGAGAGAGCGUUGUAUAUGAUUUUGUAUUUUUUAAUUCAUUUUAAUCUACAGGUUGGAAUCUAAUUUUUAAAUUUUAUGGGAACUCACAUUUUAAAAAGAAAAAUGUUUAAAAUAAUAAUAAUAAACCUUUGACUGGUGUCUUCCAA